Messenger RNA from Trypanosoma cruzi, 1104 nucleotides. Its product is annotated as mucin-associated surface protein (MASP), putative. The transcript has a single exon. NCBI's taxonomy places the organism in Eukaryota, Euglenozoa, Kinetoplastea, Trypanosomatida, Trypanosomatidae. Bases 1 to 1104 code for a protein of 367 amino acids. The record is from RefSeq and is a predicted model, not a curated record.
AUGACGAUGAUGAUGACUGGCCGUGUGCUGCUGGUGUGUGCCCUCUGCGUGCUGUGGUGCGGUGUAUGUGCGGUGGAAGUGUCAAAGGCCGAUGCUUCUGAAAAUACCAAUGUAUUUCACGUUCCAGCAGAGGGGCCACAGCCUGAAUCCGCAGGCAGAAAUACCGGACAACAGGAACCAUUAGAACACGUCAGUCAAGAGCGUCAAAACGCGGGUAAACCGUUGGAUCCAAAAAACGAAGCGACUGAUGAUCAGAAGAGGGAUCUGGAAAUUGAAACACCAACAGCCGACGAAUUAAGGGGCGAAAAGGAAGAAGUACACAAAGAACAAAUAGAUGGAGGUGCAGGAAGAGAAAAAAGGAAAGAAAUACUUGAAGAACGAAAAGCGCCGCCGGAUGGACGAGGUAGCGAAGGAGGAGCAAGACAGGCAGGCAAGGGUUUAGCGAAAGUGGGAGUUCACUCACCAGCAACAACGCCAUCAGGAGGGGAACGACCAGGAACCAGUGAACCAUCACCGCCAGAAUCUUCAUUACCGGCAGCAUCAACGCAGGAACCUGGAGCAGCAAUACCAGCUUCACUGCAAGAAGCACCAGCAGCGACAAUGAAAAAAAAAAAAGAAAAAACAGUGGAAAACCCCAGAGCAGAACCAGGAAAAGAAAAGCUGAGCUCUGAAGAUGACGUGUCAGAGCAAACGUCUCAAAGAGUCAAUGACGGCGUGGAGCCAAACAAUGAGUUAAAAAAUGAUGAAAAUGUUUCCGUUUUACUAAUCGAACAGAAUGGUGAAUCGGACGGCAAUUCUGAAUCAACACAAGCACGGCCCCUAGCUGUUGGUGAUGCCUCUAAUAUGGGCGCAGAAAAGGGCAAUGAAAUGGGAUUGCAGAAGAAUAACCCCACAGAUAACGGUGCAGUAACAGAAGGUGCAAAACGAGGUGAAAAUAAACAUGGCAACAGGAAGGAAACAUCAGACACAGCGACCAUAACUCAAACAAAUGAGACGGCGACAAAUGGCGACAGUGACGGCAGCACCGCGGCCUUCCACACCACCUCCCCUCUUUUGCUUCUUCUUCUUGUUGCGUGUGCGGCUGCUGCGGUGGUGGCCGCGUGA